AUGCCAACCGAUCUGCCCAAGUCUCAAACCGCGAUUCUCCAAGCCGAUGGCGGGGUUCUCGUGAUCACGCAUGGGGUCCCUCUGCCACAGGUCCCCCCCAACCGAAUGCUGGUACGUGUAAUCGCCGUGGCCCUUAACCCCUGCGAUUACAAGAUGCCCUAUCAAUUCCCUUGUAAGGGCGUCGUCAAUGGAACCGACUAUGCGGGAAUACUUGUCGCCAUCGGGCCCGACGUGGCCAGUCUACCAUCCAAGCCACGCUGGAAAAUCGGCGACGCCGUGUUUGGUGCUUGCCACGGAGCGAAUUCAAUUGAUCCCGAGUCUGGGUCCUUCGCGCAGUAUGUUCGGGCAGAUCCGGAACUGUUGUUCAAGAAGCCAGAUUACAUGGCAUGGGAGAACGCAGCAGCGUUUGGUGCCAGUGGAAUCGCAACCAUUGGACUGUCCCUCUUUUGGGAUGGAGGAAUGGGACUACCGGGUAGUCCUGAAAGUCCUGCCGAGGAACCGGAGCAGGUUCUCGUUUAUGCUGGUAGUACGUCUGUGGGAACACUUGCCAUUCAACUCUUGAGAAUAUAUGGCCAUAUUCCCAUUACCACCUGCUCGCCCAAAAACUUCGAUCUCGUACGCUCCUACGGGGCCGAAGCGGUCUACGAUUACCAUUCCGCUACCUGUGCGCAGGACAUCCGGACAUACACGGACAAUAACCUGGAGCUGGUGUUAGAUCCGAUGACGGAAGCUAAAACCCAACGACUUUGCUACCAGAGCAUUGGUCGCGCCGGGGGGCGGUACAUCGCGUUGGAGAUGUGGCAGCCAAUGAACCACACGCGACAGACGGUUGAGCCUACCUUCGUCAUGGGGUCUGCUAUCAUUGGGAAUGAAAUCCCCUUGGGAAAUGGAUAUGGAAGUGAGGCAGACCCGGAAAAGCGUCGGUUCGGAAUCCAGUACUAUCGCCAGAUUCAAAGCCUCUUGGAUAGCAAGCGACUCAAGUCGCACCCGAUCAGGGUGGUGGAGGGGGGUUGGCAGGGGAUCUUGGAUGGGUUGGAAUUGUUGAAAUCGAGGACUUUGUCGGCACAGAAACUGGUGGUUUUUCUGGGAUCUCCGUGA
Aspergillus sclerotioniger CBS 115572 is the source of this 1098-nucleotide messenger RNA. RefSeq names its product zinc-binding alcohol dehydrogenase family protein. Gene Ontology annotation, molecular function: oxidoreductase activity, acting on NAD(P)H. The record is from RefSeq and is a predicted model, not a curated record. The coding region runs from base 1 to 1098 and encodes 365 amino acids. NCBI's taxonomy places the organism in Eukaryota, Fungi, Ascomycota, Eurotiomycetes, Eurotiales, Aspergillaceae. The transcript has 2 exons.